AUGUCAUAUAACUUUGAAUCAGAUAUGGACUCUCUCUGCGAAGCUUUUGCAAAGUUGACAAUGAGAGACACGUUUAGCGCCUUCUCGAGGCUCUCAGAUGAACUUCAAAUUAAGAUCUGGAAAGAGGCCAUCGCAGAGCCUGUUGUCCAUGAUGUGACUUGGUUGUUGUCCCACGAAACCGAGAUUAAGAUUCCUGAGGUACUUCUUGGUAUUAAUUGGCUGAGCCAUAAUGAAGCCAAGAAAGUCUACAAGAGAUUGACGCGCCUUGACUGUCCAGCGAUCUUCUUCAACACCCAGCAGGACUCGGUAUUGUUGAAAGACUCUGUCGACUUAUUUACAGCAGCGUUGUACACGGACACAACAGUUGUCAAUUCUGUCCAAUGCUCAGCCAGAAUUUGCGACGUUAGACCACCCUUGAUCGAUAUAGAGAAAUACUUGGAACAAGAUCAAGGUGAUUGGGUCGCUUUUCCAUUCUGUCAUCUGCAGACUUUCGUAGUCCAAGACCUGCAAUGUUCGCGAAAGCAUCGAUUGCAAGAUAUCACGGAGCAAAUGCUCUGUAAAGAAAGACUCAGGACAUUCUUUGUAAAGCAAAACUGUAAAUAUCCUAGAAUUAUGAUUCCCGAGAUCAUAAUCAGAGUUCCUCCACAAGGAGACGAGUUGUGCUACGAAUGCGAGGUGUUAGAUGAGUGGUUGGCCAUGGACCACGCAUCAAGAAUCCAUGCGAUUGUCAGCAUCAUUGAAGGAAACCAAUAA
Botrytis deweyae is the source of this 753-nucleotide messenger RNA. RefSeq lists its product as uncharacterized. The coding region runs from base 1 to 753 and encodes 250 amino acids. The transcript has a single exon. The record is from RefSeq and is a predicted model, not a curated record. Lineage: Eukaryota; Fungi; Ascomycota; Leotiomycetes; Helotiales; Sclerotiniaceae.